Messenger RNA from Linepithema humile (Argentine ant), 709 nucleotides. RefSeq lists its product as uncharacterized. The record is from RefSeq and is a predicted model, not a curated record. NCBI's taxonomy places the organism in Eukaryota, Metazoa, Arthropoda, Insecta, Hymenoptera, Formicidae.
GUAUGUUGGCGGCCAGUUUUGAGUCUCUUGUAUUCUCAAGAUAAUGGCGGCGCUGUUCAAAUUACAAUAUCUUAUCAUUAUUAUUGGUGUUUGUUUGCAUUUAAGGUCUUCUUACGGGUUCCCUCUAUCGUGUAAUGGAGUUCAAAUAAUUACAUAUGGAGAACCGUGUUAUUCGUCACACCAGCUACCUGUUACAAUCGAGGAACCCGUAGAAGAGUAUGUAACAGAACCCAGCAAAUCUCUCUACCGGCCACUCAAGUUGAACUAUCGAGCUAUCUCGACGGAGUCGCCGACAUGUUAUCAAGUGCAAAACGAAUAUCCGAUUUCAAUACAAGUACCUCAAAUUACCGAACCAUUAAAAAUAGUUACGCCGGAUCCUUACCGAGGGAAAUCUUACAAAUAUGACAUCCAGACUCCAUCGAUCCCAUGCACGCCAAUCCCGAUGAGUUACAACUUUGAUCUUCAAAUGCCACCUCCGCCACCUCCAUCAGCGAUAUCAACACCCAAGCCUAUUAAACUUUUAACAGAUCUUACUAGUAAAAUUGACAAAGUUUUAAUUCCUGCCUGUGAAACAUCAUGUAUUAAAACUUGUGUUAAUUAAACUCUGUUGUUACAUCUUGUUAAAGAAUUUGUAAUACAUAAGUUAUAUCUUUUACAAGAAAUGUAAGAAACACUACUCAAGCAAAUAAAAAAACAAUAUUUUUUUAAA